AUGGCUUGUAGUAGCAGCAGCAGCAGCAGCUCUUCAUCUUCGAGUUUUACUUUACCUGACCUUCCUGUAGACAGUCCUAAUCAGCCAGAUAGAUUUGAUUUCCCACAGCGCCCUUUUGGUAAAACAAAAGUGGUGCACCGUUCUUUCCAAGCUUCUUGGUUCAAAAGAUUCAACUGGUUGCAUUACAACACUGCUGAUGAUCUAGCCUAUUGUUUUACUUGUGUUCAGGCUGUGAAAACAGGAAAGUUAAAACUUUCUGGUCAUGUUAAGGAAUCAGCAUUCAUUUAUGGAGGUUUUAGUAAUUGGAAGGAUGGGACUAGAGGUUUUACCAAUCAUGAAAAUUCAGGAACUCAUAAAUCAGCUGUUGAAGUAGUGAUUGCUAUACCACAGUCAACUGGUGAUGUGGGGGAAAUGUUAUUUUCAAGCCUUAUGGUAGAGAGGCAAAUGAAUCGAAAAUGUCUGCUAAAAAUUGCUGAAAACAUUAAAUUCUUAGCCAGGCAAGGCAUUGCAUUUCGUGGAGACGGGGAUGAAAAAGACAGUAACUUUAUGCAAUUGGUAUAUCUGAGGGCAAAUGAUGACUCCAAUUUCCUUCAUCAUCUUCAGCGAAAAAGUGACCGAUAUACAAGUCCGCAAAUCCAAAAUGAACUCCUUAAAUUGAUGGCUGUAAAUGUAUUGAGGGAUAUAGCGAAAUUUGUACAAAAAUAUAAAUAUUUCUCACUAAUGGCUGAUGAAGUCACAGACAUUUCAAACAAAGAACAGGUCUUGGUUUGUCUCAGAUCAGUUGACGAUGACCUUAUUCCUCAUGAAAACUUCAUUGGUAUCCACUCUGUUGAUUCCAUUAAGUCUGAUAUUCUUGUAGCUGUUCUUCAAGAUACUUUGCUUCGAAUGAAUUUGCCCAUCCAGUACUGUCGCGGUCAGUGCUAUGACGGUGCUGCAAAUAUGGCUGGCAUUAAAAAUGGUGUUGCAGCACAAAUUGCUGAGGAGGAAUCUCGUUCAAUUUUUAUCCAUUGCUAUGGCCAUGCCUUAAAUCUGGCAGCUGGGGAUUGCAUUAAAAAUAACAGAAUUCUUUGUGAUGCUCUUGAUGUGACAUUUGAAAUGUCUAAGCUCAUCAAGUGCUCACCAUGUCGAGGAGCUAUUUAUGAGAAGUUGAAGGGAGAAAUGGCCCCUGAUGUACCUGGCUUCAGAACACUCUGCCCAACUCGCUGGACAGUGAGAGCAUCUUCCUUAGAAAGUGUCAUUUGUAACUACACAGUUCUUCAAGCAUUAUGGGAAGAAGCAAGAGAUGUUGUUUCAGAUUGUGAUACUCGUGCUCGCUUGAUUGGAGUAGACAGUAUGAUGUCAUCAUUUGACUAUUUCUUUGGAAUAGUACUUGGUGAGAGGAUACUCAAGCAUACCGAUAACCUCAGCAAGACAUUGCAAAAUCCAUUAUUGUCAGCAUCGGAAGGACAGGAGCUUGUUGUUUUGACUUGUGACACUCUUGCUCUGUUAAGAACAAUAGCAUCAUUUGAUCUUUUUUGGGAUCAUUUGUUACUACUCCAGACAGAAAAGGGUGUUAGUGAUCCAUGCCUUCCACGAAAGAGAAGAAUGCCAGCUAGAUAUCAAGCAGGAUCAAGUAGUGCAGGAUACCAUCCAGAAUCUCCAAAAGAUUCUUACAGACAGCAAUACUUUGAAUGUCUUGAUAUGAUUGUGAAUUGCAUUCAAGACCGGUUCAAUCAACCAGGUUACAAAGUACUCAAAAACCUGGAAAAUGUGAUAAUCAAAACAGCAAGAGGACAAGACUGUAAAUCAGAGUUAGACUUCGUAGUUAACUUUUACAAAGAUGACAUAAAUUCAUCAUUGUUGAGGCAACAGCUUGAUCUGCUAACAACAAAGUUCUCAACAGCUGAAGAAUCACCAGGUUUGCAGUGUGUUGUUGACUAUUUGAAGAGUUUAUCAUUACCUCAAAGAGAUCUUAUAUCUGAAGUAGUCAUUCUAGUCAAGUUGAUAUUAGUAAUUCCUGCAACUAAUGCUGUCAGUGAACCUAGUGCAUCGGCUGUUCGUAGGCUAAAGACAUAUUUGAGAUCUACUAUGACGCAAACUCGUCUAAAUAACCUUCUUGUCCUGCAUGUACAUAAGCAACGAACAGAUGACUUAAACCUGACAGCAUGUUUAAGUGACUUUGUAUCUGAAAAUGAACACAGGCAUGCAUUAUUUGGCACGUUUUGAAC
Molecule: messenger RNA, 2207 nt
Organism: Amphimedon queenslandica
Lineage: Eukaryota; Metazoa; Porifera; Demospongiae; Haplosclerida; Niphatidae
Product: zinc finger MYM-type protein 1-like
Exons: 1
Coding region: 1-2205 (734 amino acids)
Source: RefSeq, a predicted model, not a curated record